AUGCUGUACGGCAAUCCCGAGGUGAUUGUGCACAAUUUGAUUGCGAAAGUAAGGACCACACCUCCACCGAAGUCGGAUAGAUUGGAUACACUCAUAGAGUUCUCAGUAGCGGUCCAGAAUUUAUGUGCCACAAUAGAGGCUUGCCAGUUGGACGAGUAUUCACACAACGUCAUGCUUCUGCGUGAAUUCGUCGACAAGCUGCCGCCAUCGAUUAAGGUGGACUGGGCCAAAUACCGUCGGAAUCUUCCAUGCGUCAGCCUGACCACUUUCUCCAUGUGGUUGUACGAUCUCGCUGAGACAGUUUGCCCGAUUGCCAUGUUACCAAGUAUUGAAUCAAGAGCAACUCGUGGCAAGAAAGACGCGGCUUAUCUCAGUGCGCAUACGGACGACGUAGAGGAUCCUAGAAAUAUGUCGAAUCAGCUCGUCAGCUGUCCCAGCGUAGACAAGUGUAAGAGGUUUGCUGAACUUAGCUACAAUUCACGAUGGGCGACAGUGAAAGAAUUUAGUUUGUGUAGAAAGUGCCUGAAGAAACACAAAGGAUCGUGCAGAUCUCAACAAUCAACGAGACAGCACUACGUCGAAUCAGAUAUCCAUGAAGCGGAAGCGGAAGAUGUGCAGCAAAGUGCGCAAGCAGAACGCGAGUGUAAUAUGCAUCUGAAGUCUACAAACAAAACGCUUUUCCGAGUCGUUCCCGUAAUCCUAUACGGACCAGAGAAAUCGAUCAGAACUCAUGCCUUCUUAGACGAUGGAUCGUCGCUAACCUUAAUAGAUGCUGCUUUAGCGACAGAGCUCAGGCUUAGCGGAAAACCAGAGCCUUUGUGUCUCCGAUGGACAAGCAAUAAGAGCCUUUUGGAGAACGAUUCCCUGCGGUUGAAUGUCGAGAUUUCUGGAACGGGGGAGAAUCACAAGAAGUACAGUCUUCAAGAGAUCGGCUCCGUUCAAGAGGUACAUACUGUCUCCAAUCUCGAUUUAUUCCAACAAUCCGUGAACGCAAAAGAGUUGGUUGACCAAUAUCCAUACCGGCGUGGAAUUCCAGUUGAAUCCUUUCAUGGAGCUCAACCCCGUAUUCUCAUCGGAAUUGACAAUGCUAACCUGACGCUUCCGUUGAAGGGUAGAGAAGGAGGUUUACAUCAGCCAAUCGCCACUAAAACACGCUUGGGUUGGAUCAUACACGGAGGCACGGAACCCAGUCAAGAACUAAUCGGGUUUCACAGUUUGCAGAAGUGUCCCUGUGGUGGGACGGAUGAUGCUGCCCUUCAGAACAUGAUGACCGAGUAUUUCUCGAUUGAGAACUUAGGGGUUUACAAACCCAAAAAUUCCCUCGCAUCAAUCGAAAACCAGCGGGCUGAAGACAUUCUCAACAAACCCAUGGCAUUACGGCGACUGUGCUGUCUGGAGUCAAGACUGAAAAAAGAUCCUGAGCUGGCAGCAGUAUUGCGAACAAAAAUAAGUGAAUACCUUGCAAAGGGUUAUAUUCGCAAGUUAACAAAAGAGGAGUUGUCGGAAACACGAAAUCGAGUAUGGUAUCUUCCGAUCUUCCCCGUUUUUAACCAGAACAAGCCGGGUAAGGUACGGAUCGUCUGGGACGCGGCGGCGAAAGCCAGCGGUGUAUCACUGAAUUCGAUGCUGUUGACUGGACCAGAUCAACUUACCUCCCUUAUGUCCGUGCUCAUCAAAUUUCGGGAAAAAAAGGUGGCGUUUUGUGGUGACCUGAGAGAAAUGUUCCACCAGGUACGGAUUUCGACAGAGGACCAAAACCGUCAGCGAUUUCUAUGGAGGGAGACUCCGACAGAAGCAGAACCAAGUACCUACAUUAUGCAGGUAAUGACGUUUGGGGCGUGUUGUUCACCGAGUUGCGCCCAAUACGUCAAAAACUUGAACGCUGAGAAACACGCAGGACAGUAUCCGGCGGCGUCUAAAGCGAUCGUUAAGAACCACUAUGUGGACGAUAUGCUGGUGAGCACGGAGACGGAAGGCGAAGCGAUUCAACUAGCUCGAGAUGUUCAUUAUGUUCACAUCCAAGCCGGAUUCGAAAUGUGUAAUUGGCUAUCCAACUCUCCUGCGGUUCUUGCAGCUCUGCAGAAGGAACAGAUCGACGAGAAGAGCCUGAACAUUGGAUCGAAACUAGCCACAGAGAAAGUUCUAGGUAUGUGGUGGUGCACCGCAACAGACACACUAACAUUUAAGUUAUCGGCGAAGCAUGAUUCAGAUCUGUUGUUGGGAAGACGGCGACCAACGAAGAGGGAAGUGUUGCGGACAUUGAUGGCCAUCUUCGAUCCUCUGGGUUUACUUUCACACUUGUUGAUUUUCCUCAGGGUUCUGCUGCAGGAAAUUUGGCGCUCCGCCAUCGGCUGGGAUGAUGAAAUUCCAGAUAAUAUCAACGAAAAAUAG
Molecule: messenger RNA, 2391 nt
Organism: Toxorhynchites rutilus septentrionalis
Lineage: Eukaryota; Metazoa; Arthropoda; Insecta; Diptera; Culicidae
Exons: 5
Coding region: 1-2391 (796 amino acids)
Source: RefSeq, a predicted model, not a curated record